Messenger RNA from Colletotrichum lupini, 444 nucleotides. RefSeq lists its product as uncharacterized. The record is from RefSeq and is a predicted model, not a curated record. The transcript has a single exon. Bases 1 to 444 code for a protein of 147 amino acids. Lineage: Eukaryota; Fungi; Ascomycota; Sordariomycetes; Glomerellales; Glomerellaceae.
AUGACCGAUUUCCUUUUACUUUUCCUGAAGGGGUGGGAGGACGCUGUUUUGGUCAGAAAAAGAAGCAUCUUGUCACGCAAAAAAUUUCCGUUCCUUGACACAGCGAAGAGUAUACGGGCUUUGCUAAGACGCCUUGGACCCCUACGACAAGACAUGAGGAGGCUUUCUACUCUUUUUUUUUUCUUCUCACGAGGCAUUAGUCUGUUGAUUUUUGUCAGUCUGUUGAUCAUUCCUGAGUAUGAAAGGCGGAUGGAGUGGAAUGGAGUCUGCGACGCUUUUUCGACUGCCUCUCUCCUACUUCUCGGUACAUUUUUUUUUUCUCUUCCCAAGGUAGAAGGGGGUUUCGCUUACCGCUUUCUUCCUUUUCCACGGUUCGAUUUUUUCCUCGUCUUGUUUGUUCUUUUCCCGAUUCUGAGAGGCGUCGGAGAGCGUACUUGCUGGUAA